AUGGAAAAGCCUAGAGUCGAAAAGAAGGGACUGAAGAAAAAGAAGAAGUCUGUUCUGACUUCGGUUCGCUCACCUUCUCCUGUUCGGCCGACCAUUUCAAGCCAAGGGCCUGAUGAAGUGAAGCAAUAUUCUCUAUUUAACAUUUGGGGUGUGACAUUUGCAUUGAAGGCCCUACUUUUCUUUGGGUACCACUCUACAGACUUUGAUGUGCAUAGGAAUUGGUUAGCUAUAACCCAUAAUUUACCAGUCUCUAAGUGGUACGUCGAAGAUACUAGUCAGUGGACGUUGGACUAUCCACCGUUUUUCGCGUACUUUGAAUGGGCAUUGUCCCACUUGGUUCCAAAGUUUGUGGCUGAUGAUGGUUGCUUAGAUAUUGUAGAAGUCGGUCAGUAUGGUAAACCUACCAUUCUCUUCCAAAGAAUAUCAGUAAUUGCGAGUGAAUUGGUACUCUUCGCUGCGUUGCAGUGGUACAUGAAAUCCUCUGCCAAUACCUACACUUCUAGAAGUAGAGCCUAUGUAGUAGCGUCCAGUUUAGUACUAUCCCCUGGGUUGCUUAUUAUUGACCAUAUUCAUUUCCAAUAUAAUGGGAUGAUGUAUGGAAUAUUCAUAUUAAUGCUUACCUGUGCCCGGUUGGAGAAAUAUUUGAUGUGCGGUGCUUGGUUCUCUAUCUUACUUUGCUUCAAGCAUAUAUACCUUUACGUUGCCCCAGCGGUAUUCAUAUUUUUGUUGAGGGCAUAUUGUCUUAACUUGAAAUACGAUAAAUCUAAACCAUUCUUGACCAAUAUACUUAGUCUCGUCAAGUGGUGGAACUUGAUAAAAUUGGGGCUGGUUGUUUUGUCCAUCUUUGCAGUUGCAUUUGGACCAUUUGUUUACUAUCAAGUUAUUCCGCAAUUGGUAUCUAGAUUAUUCCCAUUUAGUAGAGGAUUGACCCAUGCAUACUGGGCACCCAAUUUUUGGGCAAUAUAUUCCUUCUUCGAUAGGUUGUUGAUUCACAUUUACAAACAAAUUCCGAUUAGUAGGCUGGUAUUGCUUAAAAUAUUCCAAUUUAACCCAGAGUUGUUGAAAAUGGACGAAUUGGUCAAUUCUACUACAAGAGGAAUCGUGGGCGAUAUUGAGUUUUUGAUUUUACCAGCUAUAUCACCUAAGUUAACCUUUUUAUUGACUUUGUUCUACCAAAUUAUGGCCUUAAUCCCAUUAUUUUUGCAACCAACGUACGGAAGAUUCAUUGGAUCCAUAACGUUGUGUGCAUACGCUUCAUUUUUGUUUGGGUGGCACGUUCAUGAAAAGGCAAUCUUAUUGGUUAUAUUCCCCGUAUCACUAAUUGUUAGUAGAGAUAAAAGAUUAUUGGGGCCCUUUAAUUUAUUGAUAAGUUGUGGUUACGUGUCGCUCUUCCCUUUGAUCUAUACUUCCAGUGAGUGGGUAGUUAAGGUUUUCUAUACUCUCUUGUGGUACAUAAUAUAUUACUUUAACUACAGGAAAGUUGUUAAAAUACCAAAGAAUACUACGGGUGAGUCAGGAGGGUUUAUUUUAGAGAGAGUUACCAACGGGUAUAUUCUAGGAUUAGGAUUUAUCAUCAUUUUGGUCAGUCUUAUUGACUUGUUUGAGAGUAAGUUCGAGCUCUUGCGGAGAUUAGAGUUCAUGAAGUUGAUGAUAAUGAGUGUUUACUGUGGAGUAGGGGUAAUCAGUAGUUGGAAUGGGUUCAGUUGGUUGUAUUUUGUAGACGAGUCGAUCUGGGAAUAG
This is a messenger RNA of Dujonia railenensis, 1740 nucleotides long. Lineage: Eukaryota; Fungi; Ascomycota; Pichiomycetes; Serinales; Debaryomycetaceae. The record is from the annotation of a GenBank genome assembly.